CGGCCAGUCGCCAGUCGUCGCCGAGUAGUUCCUUGGAGCGUCCGCGUCGUCGAUUAUCCGCGCCAUUUUUGUUCGUCUUCUAAUUCGUCUGCGUUCUACAAGUGCUUUGAAAACUCUUGGACACAGUUGAAGCUUGGAUUUGCUCAUGUGCAGCGUUUUGAGUGCUUUCUAAAUAGUUUUUGGUGAACUGGUGUGAGUGUAGUUAAGCAGGUCGCAGGUCUUCGUGCCUCAAGUGGCGUUCGCGUACAUACAGCGUCAUCUCACCGACUCUCUCGAGGGUUCAUUGUCCAUGGUUUAAACGCUAAUGUACCUACUUGGAACUGGGUGUGAACCCAGAUACGGUGUGGUGUGAAGUUUUAUAUAAUCGUCUUUGGUUGACGAAACUUACAGUGAAUAAAACUUAAAAUCGGUACUUAAAAUUCCCGAUUCGUGUUUGUGAACAACUUUAAAUCUAAAAUACAUUUCAAGUGCUGUUUAACGAAGUGCAUUGUUGGCUUAGUACGUGACAAUCAGAUUUCUGAUUGUUAUGCUCUAUGACGAAGUGAUCAGUGUUGCAAUUGGAUUGUCAUAUGUUUGGAUUUUUAACAUUUAAAUGGCGAAUAUCGGAAAGAAUAAACAACGUCAGUCAUGAGCACGAAAUUGAAUAGAGGUUGUCAUUCGCAUCAAGCAGGAUAGCUUUUAAAGGGGGAGUCCAGUAGCAUCUUAGCAUGGACGUAUCAUUAAUUAAUAAUGUAUUGGAAGGAACGCGCCAAUACUUUAUGGGCAUACCGAAGCAGGCCGGCGACGGUCAGCAGGUCUGGCCGGCGGGCAGCGCUCCGCCUGAGGAGGGAGCCCCGGCCCAGUCCGGUGCGCCGGCGCCGACGUCGCGCCCGCCCUCCGCCGCCGCCGCGCCCCCCGCGCCCCCCGGCCCGCCCGCCACCCUGCCGCCGCCGCGGCCCCCCUCCGAGCCACUCGAGCCCGAGCCGCAUAUCAUACACAAGGCGACAGUAAUGAGGGAAGCAUUAGAAAAGCGUCGCGAACAACCGGACCCUGAAGACGACGAUGAUACAGAGGCGUUGUCACCGCCCUCGCAUAUAAUUCGCAAGCCGGCGGCGCACCUGCCCCCCUCCCCCGCCCCCGCGCAGGGCGCCCCGUGCCCGUCCCCGGCUCGCCCUCCGUCCGCCGCGCCCCUCCCAGCGUCCGCACCUGAAGCGCCUCAGCAGGCCGAGCAGCAGAGCUCAUAUCGGUUAACACCUCAUCGAGUGCAAACUCCGACAUCUCGAGCACCAGAUCUAUAUGGCCGGCCACCGGACACUUACCCGACUAGUCGCCCACCAGAGCCAGUCAGGCGCUACCAUUACGAAACAAAUCUAUUAGAUGCUGGGAGAACAUCGCAUGGACCACCGAUGCAGUCUCCUCAGCCAGCGCCUAUACCACGGCAAAGCCCACAGCACAAUUAUGGGCGAAUCACUAGUUCGGUACCAAUGCAUACGGUGGCUCGAAUGCGUGAUGUACCAUCAAGUAGUCCACCAGCGCCGCGAUACAUGCAAGCAUCACAACCACCUCCGCAUAAUGACCGUGUACCUCCAAUACAUCAUCCGAUACCGGUUCCACCCACUCAGAGGCCCGGCGUUGAGAAUCGGUCCACGGCAGCGUACCCCCCAACAUCACACCGCCGCGAUACGUCGCCUUACAGCCGUCCUCAUGUGCACUACGACAGGCAUGUGCCUGCAUUGCCAAGAAAAUAUGAUCCGCAACAAUCAUACCCAGGAUAUCGACCCACGGCAGCUGCACCCCUACCUUUGCCAAACCAACGGCACGAUGCCCAUCGUCAUGCUUAUAAGCACACGGGAAUGGAAGGUCUUAGUGCACAGUACGCCACCAGGCCGCCUGAACGAGUCGCGGGACCAAGUCCUCACGAAACUGCGCGGUUACCACGAGUAGAAUAUAACACAACGAGGAAUAUAGACUCUAGAAAUAGCUACCACUAUACAAGUCCAUCAACGUCAUCAGCAAGAUACCCGCCGACUGCAACCGUCCCUGUAGUUCAGCAUCCAUCUUUGCCACCAAAAAGCUCCACAUACCGUCCAGCGCCAGCCCCUGUAGCUGUGCCAAAAACUCCAUACGAAUACCCGGCUGCUAACCUAGCUCAAGCAUCCGCAGCACGGUCUACCGUAAAACCAAACUAUGCACCGAACCAACCAGUGCGACCAACCGUUUCGGUCACAUCACUUGUUAAUCAAAUGAACCAAACAAAACAAAAACGGGAGUCACCGCUAGAUUUAUCAGUCAAAACUGUCAAGAACUCCGCAGAUUCAUCAACGACUCAAGAUGAUAUGGUGGAUUCAGCUUCUCUUUUAGAGAGUAAAACUGCACCACUACAAGUUAGACCUUCGUCUAAUAGCCGGCAUAUCCCUCCAACUGGGUCUUCUCACAAAGUAGACUUUGCACCAGAUUUCCACUCACAAUACAGAGGGAGGCCAAGUAAUUCAAACUAUAAUCACGCUGCUGCAUCUGGGCAUUCUGCGAGAUAUAACGGAACUUAUGAAACUUUGCGUCCACCAAUUGAAUCGUAUCCAGUAGAAUCUAGACAGCCUGCGUAUCCAGACAGAACCAAAUAUAAUGUCCACCCACCGAAAAACGAUUAUGUGCCUCGAAUAGAUUUAACGAGGACAGUGGCUGAAGAGAGAUUUUCAGAUAAAAGAGUAAGGGAUGAUCGUAACUUUAUUAUAGAAGACAGAAAACGUUCUGGGGGACCAAUUGUUAGUAACAUUCCAGAAAAAAAUGUGCGCUGUGAGACGUGGAACACCGAUAGUAGAAUAGAUCACAUAAGCAGAUCUGCUCGUGAGCAAAAAGAAUUAAUGAGUCAACCAGUCUACAGUUAUAGCAGUCAUAAAAGAUUCGAAGCAUAUCAAAAAGAGCAAACGAGUCGAGUGGCACAACAUAUAUAUGGAGAACCACAGAAGCAUACUUAUCCAUAUCCCACAGAAACUUCACAUCGUGUGCCACCUAUUAGUUAUCACCAUUCUCACUAUAUGGACCGUAAUCCACCAAACAGUAGUAAUCGCAAUGUGAUUCAAAAAAUGCAUAAUAAUAUACAACCUCCUAACUUACACUUAGAUCACCAAAGUGGAAUUCCAGCAGAUAAAAGAGUUCUAAGUAUACUUAGAAAUAGCUUGGAAAUAAAACAAACCGGUUCAGCCGAUUCGCCAGUUUCAAAACAAAUACCUGAUCUCAUUGUUAUAGACGAUGCAGAUGAUGAUGUAGAAAUAACAGAUCUCACAAAAGAAACUGAUGUUGGAAGCGCUAAGAGUUUUCACAAGCGCCCUAAUGGCUCAGAUACCCGUUUGUCAGAACAGAAUAUUCAAAUGCCGAAAGCUGUGGAUUCGAUUCCAAGGGAGGUAGAAUCACACCGAUUCGGUCAUUCAGAACCAAAAAGCAAGUCACCUGAGGCUGACGUAGCGUCAAGAAUCAGAACAAAAGCCGAGUUAAAAGUAAUGCCUACUGAGGGGGCUUCCCAUAUCGAAACAAAGUUAGAUAAUCUUCGGGAUAGUAACCAACCUAAAUUAGUCCCAAAGUCACAAAAACAACAUUUAUUUAACCAGAUAAGAGAAGACAAUUUAAGAUUAGAAUCAGUUAUCAAAAGUGACCAUCAACCUAUGAUACCCCUUUCAGAAGUCAAAACAGAACCUAUGAAUAUAGAUGAAAUAGAAAAAGACGCAGAAAUAUCUAUAAAAAUGGAAAAUACUUUUAAAGAUACUGAAUCACCUGCUGAAGAUGACUUGGAUUGGGCUUCAGCAUGUGAUAGUUUUAUGGAACAACUAAAGACAGGUUCUCAUAAGAAAAAAACUAAAUCUAAGCGGUUGGAUUCAGAAAACAAAACAGAAAGUACAGUCAAUUCCAAUACAUCUGUUGAUAUCGCAGUAGAUAAUUCUCAAUUGCCAAAUGAUACAUCAGUGCAAAGUUCUUCGAAAACAUCCUUAAUAGAUACAACAAUAACUAUAAAACAGGAACCGAUUGAUGAUGAUGAGCUAUUAUCAACUUAUCAAAGUAAGCCAGCGACAUUAACGGCAAAAACUGAAAGGGUUGACACCAAAGAUGAGAAAAAUGACGAAGAUAUUGAUGCACAAAAAGAUGCGCAAAAUAGAGAAAAAAUCAAAGAGAAAAAGAGUUUGGACAAUUGCAGUACUCAAAAAGAUAGAAGAAUUACCGAUAACAAUGAUAACAAAAAACAAAAGCGUAGUAGCGAAUGUGAAGAAAACAAGAAACAAAAGCGUAGUAGCGAAUGUGAAGAAAACAAGAAACAAAAGCGUAGUAGCCAAUGUGAUGAAAACAAGAAACAAAAGCGUAGUAGCGAUAGUGAUGAAAACAAGAAACAAAAGCGCAAUAGCGAAAGUGAAGAAAACAAAAAACAAAAACGGAGUAGCGAAAGUGGUGAUAAAGGAAAACAUAGAAGUGAAAAUAAAGAUAUUAAAAAAGAUAAACGAAACAGUGAAAUUACAAAAAGAAAGAGAAGUGUGGAAAUAAAUGACAGUAAAAAAGAAAAGCGCAAUAGUAAAAGUGAUAAAAUAUCGGUGAAAGCGUCAAAAGCAAAGAGCUCUAAAGGGAAAGAAAUAGAGAAAAUGAGUAAUUCCAACACAAAAAUAGAAAUUAAAAAAGAAAAAGAGCCCAUGAAAACUAUUAUCAAAGAAGAAUUAGAAUCUACCGAUGAUGACGAACCACUUAUAAAAAGUAAAUUAUUAAAAGAAAAAGAAGAAAGUGAACGAAAAAAUUACCAACUUUUGAAAGAUUUAUCAGAAAACACUCCUUAUGUAAAACUUGAAUGUUUCGAUGUUGAAUUAAGUAAUAGAAGAUCACUAGAUUCUUCCACUAUGCUUAAAGACAAUGAUGUUGGCCAAUUAACUAGAGGAAAAAUACUGCGGAAGUCACGAUCACAAGGUAAAUCUUUAUCAACUGAAAAUAAUAAUGAAAUACAUAAAAGCGACUCGAGUUCUGACAGUGAUACUGAUGAAAUAUGUGUUGCUAGCCGACUUCGAAUUCGGAAAUCAAUAAAAACUGAAGAAAAUAAAACUUCAACAGGAAACAAAACUCCAGUAAAAUCUUCCCCUAAGAAACACGAUUCAAGCAGUAGCAGCAGUACCCCGGUGCGUAAACCAGGAUUUGGUGACGGAUCAGAUUUUCGUCCUGGUUGGGAAGAAGAACUUUAUAGGUACAAGCGAUCUCUAAGAAUGCCAAGUAGAUUGAUCGCCAUACCGAGGGGCAGAUCUGGCGGCCCAUUCGUACGAGGAGGCAGUAACCUAUUCACACGAGGAUCGACGUCGUUGCCCGACCUUGACCCCGCGCCGCUGUCACCAGCCCCAUCAUCAGCCCCGUCCGCUGCCACCGAUGACCUGUACGCGCGACGUCAAGACAAACUUACUCUGGAUAGUGACUUAGAUUCAAAUUCAAGUUUUUCUGCUCCACUGCGGCUUAACUACGAUUCUGAGGCUUCAACAUCUACCGUAUUCUCAUCAAAUAAAAAGAAAGGAGCUUCAAUAGUUGAUGUCCUUAUAAAAAAAUGUGGAACAAGAAACGAAAAUAAAAAGAAGGCUAAAGACAAGCAAAAAGAAGAGAGCAGUCCAAAGCUUAUACCUAAAAAUCAAAACGAAUUGCUACCCACACCAAGUUUAGGGCUACUCAAGACGGGAUCAAAUGGAAAUCUGAGUGCCAAAAAGGAAAAGUUGAUGGAGGAUAUAUUCUACAAAGGAUCAUUCAGAAAGGAAACAGUAUCAGCUUUUAGAAAUGAAUUUAUAAAUAACACUGAUGGAUUAAUAGGUGCUACAGAAGAAUUUGCCCCAGUAGUGUUGAAAUCCCGAACAAGAAAAGAAAGCCGAGUUUUAAAACAACAAGCCACUAUAAAAGAGGUAUUUGGUGAUGAGCGAUCAGCAUCCGCCCCACCAUCAUCAGGCAGAGAUAAAGGUUCAAUUAAAGAUGAAGAUAAUAAAGACGAAGACCUGAAAGAAGGCGAGUUGCUUGGACUUAGUAUCAAAAUUGAACCCGAUACACCACCACCAGAAAAAAAUAAACCAAUUGAAAAAAGUAAGAAAUUGCUAAAAGAUAAAAUUAAAAAACGAUCGAGCUCGAUAAGAGAUGGAUUGCGAAGCACAAAAUCAUUGAAAAGAAACGAUGCAAAGGGUCGUCUGCUUCGUUUAAAAAAGAGGAACAAUAUGAAUUCAUUGACCAGUAAUAAGAAAAUUAAAGAUUUAUCAAAUAACAAAAUUAAAAAGGAGAAGAGUCCAGCACCAGAAGAGAAAGAAAAGGAAAAUACCAAUGGAGAAGGAGCAUCCGUACCCCCUCCGCCUGAAGUAAAGCGUCGCUUUAAACGAUUAUUUGGCCGGAGGAAAUUCAGUUCUGGUUUCGAUUACAUAAGAAAGAAGAAGAAGAUAAUCAAAAGAGAAGAUGGCACUGUAAGAAAAGUUCGCCGUCCGGCGCCCAAGCCGACCCCAGAAUCUGAACAUGACAUCGCCAAAGAAAUCAAAGGCUGGUUCAUCAAUAAAAGCAUAGGAGAAACAUCUCUGCACAGAGCUGCCCGACUAGGCUACACGGAUUGCGUGGCAUACUGCUUGGAGAAGAUGGAAGCGGACCCGUCCGCUAAAGACAACGCGGGGUUCACGGCUCUGCACGUGGCGGCGGCGCGCGGGCACGUGCGGAUAGCCCGGCUGCUGCUGCAGUACGGAGCCAAUGUGUCUGCCGCCGCGCAGGGGGGCAUCAGACCACUGCACGAGGCGUCCGAAAACAACCACGUGGAGAUGAUCCGUCUGCUCCUGUCGUACGGCGCGGACCCUAUUCUCGGCACGUACGCGGGGCAGACCCCGGUGGAGCUGGCGGAGGGCACGGCCGGCCGGCUGCUGCGGCUGUAUAUAGCUGAUGUUCAGGGACACACCAUCGAGGCCUGGACGUUUCCGUCGCCCACUGAGAUUAUUGACUACGACGAGCUCGGCUGCGACCCGCUGUCGUCCCCGCCGGCCGCAUCGCCGCCGCCGCCGCCGGACUCCACCAUCGAGAUCCAGUGCACGGAGGCGCCGCUGCCGCCCUUCUACAGCCUUCGCGGCGCCGCGGGGCAGCCGUCUGAGGGGCUCUGGUGUCUCUUGCAGGACAUCACCUCGCUGCUGCAGAUAAAAUCAAAGGACAGUCUCCUGAAGCAGAUCCACUGCGGCUCAGGGUCCCCCAAGGAGCUGCUUCGCGAGAUCCGCACCCAGGAGUUCCUGGAGCGAGCGCAGUGCCACCAGCUGCUGUGCGCCGGGGAGAAGGUCAACGUGCGCGCCUCCAAGGUCGCCCUGGUCAGGGUCACGGACAAGCUGCGCCAGCUGCUCAAGGUCGAGACCGUCCUUGUUAGCUGAUAUUAAGCCCACACUAGGGCUAGUACCGGGCGCAUUUAAGACUUGACAAAAGUUUUGCAUCGCGGAGCCUCAAAAGCGAGCGCGACGGAGAACUUUUUAAUAGCACCCCGUGCUACAGGGCUAGGAUAGACAAACAGUAUAGAUAGGAGUAUAACUGUGUGAGACUGUGUUGUGAACUUUCAGUUUGGAGACUGGCUCAACAAUGAAACCCUAACCAAUGACUGACUACAAAUCUUAAUUUUUAUACAUCUCAAUGUAAGAACAAAAUAAUAUUCGUUUUAUGAGACUGUGUAAUUUUAGCCAGCCUUUACAUAAACGUUUUUUUUGGCGCCAUUCAGGCCAAUAGCCGGCGUUCGAUAGUUUGUUUAGCUUAGACAUCUCGAAAGAGAUAAUGUAAAUAGUGUAAAUAUAGUUAAUUAAGUAAUUUUGAUGUCUGUAUAAAUGUUGCUUUUAUAUAAAUGUAUGAAGUUCUCAUGGGUGCUAUUUAUGCGAAUUAGUGAUGGUGUAUGGUGUGUAUAAUGGGUAGAUAUAAUGUAGGAACUGACAAGACCUAGUAGCACAAUCAGACUACACCUUGUCUUUGUUACUACUAUCAGUAUAAUAAACAUAAUAGUUACCAUAUAGUUAAGACAUAGCAUAAUCUUUAACUUUGUGUGCAAUAGCAAAUGUGUGUUAAACUUAUAGACAAUUUUAACUUUAAAUGGAUGGAGUUCAUCACAGAGUUAGGGAAGAUUAUCACAGCCAGAGUACUUAAAUCACAACUAUAAAGUAUAGCCGCAUGGCAGUUUUAUCCAUGGCAUAGCAAGCUUUGCUCCCAACCCAACAUAUCACAUUGAAACUCAAGUCUUAUAAUAACAAUGCCACAUCAUACCUAGUUAGCUUUUGUUAGUUAAAUUUAUACCACAUUACAAAUAUGUUUAUUAUGUUUUUAUUUUUUGAGAUUAUGCAAGUAAUUUCUAUUCAAUCUUGUGUUAUAUUAGAAGUUAUGUCCAAUUAUUGUUAUGUUUGCUAACUUUCUGCUGAAAUAUUUUUAUUCUAAUUUACAAUUAAUUUAAAUUUGUAAAUUGAGUUUAUGUUUUUAUUUAUACAAUCCUGUAAAAAGUAGGCAAAUUUAUUGAAUCUAAUGCAUAUUGAGAUGUUCUAUUAACAAUAUUAGAUAUAAUUAAUUUGAUGAAAGUUAUUUUCUAUGUAACAACAAAACAAACUAUAUUAAAAAUUAUAUAAAACAAAUGCAAAACCUUUACCUGUUUAGAAAUCAUAGAACAUGUGUAGGCACAUAACCAAAUAAAUUGAUUAAACAUACCACUUAAUAUCAAUGCUGCAUUUAAGUAAUGUUCAAAUCUUUUUUUGAUGUGCAGUAGGUAUUUUAAGUACAUGUUCCCAAGUCUUUAGUGUAAUGUAAAACUAUGUAUACAUCAGAAAAUCAAUGUCUAGCGAAAAUGUGCUUAAAGUGCUCCUGCUGUAUUUCAGAACAGCAGAUGUAACUAUCAAGUACAUAAAUGAUCUGUGAUGAAAUAGGUAAAUUAAGGAGAUUAUCUUAGUGUGAAAAGCGAUAUGAAUAACCUAUUUAGAACUACUACCCUGAAUGUGUAAAAAUUAAUUCAGUAAUAAGUACCUACUGAUUAGUAUUACUUACUAUAAUAUUGAUAUUUCUCGUUGAUAACAUGGAAAAUAAAAAAUGAACAAUUCAAUUA
Plutella xylostella (diamondback moth) is the source of this 9052-nucleotide messenger RNA. RefSeq lists its product as uncharacterized. Gene Ontology annotation, biological process: negative regulation of transcription by RNA polymerase II. Gene Ontology annotation, cellular component: nucleus. The record is from RefSeq and is a predicted model, not a curated record. NCBI's taxonomy places the organism in Eukaryota, Metazoa, Arthropoda, Insecta, Lepidoptera, Plutellidae. Gene Ontology annotation, molecular function: protein binding; transcription corepressor activity.